Zalophus californianus (California sea lion) is the source of this 891-nucleotide messenger RNA. Its product is annotated as histo-blood group ABO system transferase-like. Gene Ontology annotation, molecular function: glycoprotein-fucosylgalactoside alpha-N-acetylgalactosaminyltransferase activity. Gene Ontology annotation, cellular component: vesicle; membrane; Golgi apparatus. The record is from RefSeq and is a predicted model, not a curated record. Lineage: Eukaryota; Metazoa; Chordata; Mammalia; Carnivora; Otariidae. Gene Ontology annotation, biological process: carbohydrate metabolic process.
UGCGUGGUCUUCCUGGAGCUGUUCCUGCAGAUAGCAGAGAAACACUACAUGGUGGGGCACAGGGUCACUUACUACGUCUUCACCGACCAGCUGGUUGCUGUGCCCCGUGGGCCACUCUGGGAGGGCCAGAGGAUGGUGGUCGUCGAGGUCCGCGGCAUCCUGCUCUGGCAGGAUGUGUCCAUGUGGCACAUAGCGAUGAUCAGACGCUUCCGCGAGCAGCGCUUCCUCUGUGAUGUGGAAGACCUGGUGUCCGUGGACGUGGAUGCAGAAAUGAAGUUCUGGGAACAUGUGGGCAUGGAGAUCCUGUCUCCCCUCUUUGGCACCGCACACCUCGGUUUCUACUGGGUAGCCCAUGAGGACUUUAGCUAUGAGCGCUGGACACAGUCCCCCCACAUCCCCAGGUACCAGGGCAACUUUUACUACAUGGGGGCCUUUUUUGGGGAACUGGUGGUGGAGUUUCCCCGAAUGACCUCAGCCUGUCACCGGGCAAUGGUCGUCAACUGGGCCAAUGGAAUUGAGGCUGUGUGGCCCGAUAAGAGCCACCUGAACAGGUACCUGCUGGGACGCAGGCCCACCAAGGUGCUGUCCCCGGAGGACCUGUGGGACCCAUGGCUGCUGGGCUGGCCCCCUGUCAUGGAGAAGCUGAGAUUUGUAGCUGUGCCCAAGAAUCCCCAGGAUAUCUGGACGUCACGAGGGACUGCCCCCGUCUCCAUCAGGGGGUGCUGCCUUGAGCAGAGCGGCUCACUGUGCCACAUACCCCCUCAGUCUCCCUGGGCCCAAGUCUUCCUCUAUUCGCGGACCAUCCUUGACCCAGGCUCCACACGCUGGGACUGGGAGCAGGUCGUCUGGACCUUCUGGACUCUCGCUUCCGUGCCCGUGACAUGGGCAUAG